Amaranthus tricolor (Joseph's coat) is the source of this 1731-nucleotide messenger RNA. Its product is annotated as DNA repair protein recA homolog 1, chloroplastic. Gene Ontology annotation, molecular function: ATP-dependent DNA damage sensor activity; single-stranded DNA binding; ATP hydrolysis activity. The transcript is spliced from 13 exons. The record is from RefSeq and is a predicted model, not a curated record. Lineage: Eukaryota; Viridiplantae; Streptophyta; Magnoliopsida; Caryophyllales; Amaranthaceae. Gene Ontology annotation, biological process: DNA repair. Bases 152 to 1408 code for a protein of 418 amino acids.
UUUUAUUGAUUGAUGAUUAUUGAUAAUUGAUUAUUUAUCAUUGAUAAUUGAUUAUUUAUUGAUUAUUGAUUGGUGAUUGGUGAUUUCUUCCUUCCCUGAAGGCUGCUGUUGAGUUGCCUUACAACUUUGCGGUGUCUGGAGUCUCAGCGAGAUGGUCAUGGAGUUGUUAAAACUUCCCCCAAAUCUGCACUUUUACCCCGCAAAAUUGAAGUUAAACCCACAAUUUCUCUGUAGAACAACUCAACGUCUCUCUGUACAGUCUGCACUCAAGAAAUUAAGGGUUCGUUCUGAAUUCAAUGGAAAAUUCAAUGGGGCUCUUUCUGGUGAUACUGACCCUCGUUUAAUGGACCGUCAAAAGGCACUAGAAGCAGCAAUGCAUGACAUAAACUGUUCUUUUGGUAAAGGAAGUGUCACGAGAUUGGGCAGUGCUGGUGGAGCUUUGGUUGAAACUUUUCCUAGUGGGUGCUUGACAUUGGACUUUGCUCUUGGUGGAGGUCUUCCAAAAGGAAGAAUUGUAGAGAUAUAUGGACCAGAAAGUAGUGGGAAGACAACUCUUGCUUUACAUGCAAUUGCAGAAAUCCAGCAAUUGGGAGGAAAUGCAAUGCUUGUUGAUGCAGAACAUGCAUUUGAUGCAGCAUAUUCAAAAUCUCUGGGAGUGGAUGUAGAGAAUUUAAUUGUUUGCCAACCGGAUAAUGGGGAAAUGGCAUUAGAGAUUGCAGAUCGCAUGUGUAGAUCUGGUGCAGUAGAUCUGAUAUGUAUAGAUUCUGUAUCUGCUCUUACCCCUCGGGCCGAGAUAGAGGGCGAGAUUGGAAUGCAGCAAAUGGGCUUGCAAGCACGUCUAAUGAGCCAAGCUUUACGUAAAAUGUCUGGAAAUGCGUCGAAGGCUGGCUGUACUCUCAUGUUUCUGAAUCAGAUAAGACAUAAGAUUGGCGUGUAUUAUGGAAAUCCUGAAGUCACUAGUGGAGGGAUUGCUUUGAAAUUUUUUGCAUCACUACGCCUUGAGAUACGUCCUAUUGGGAAAGUUAAAUCUGUUAAAGGUGAUGAAGAUAUUGGAUUGCGGGUCCGUGUUAGAGUGCAAAAGAGUAAAGUGUCAAGGCCGUACAAACAAGCUGAGUUUGAGAUUAUAUUUGGGGAGGGUGUAAGUAAAUUGGGUUGCAUUUUGGAUUGUGCAGAAAUGUUUAAUGUUGUUAUAAAGAAGGGUUCAUGGUAUAGCUACAAGGAUCAAAGGUUAGGACAAGGAAGAGACAGAGCAUUACAAUACUUGAGGGAGAACUCUCAGUUGUCUGCUGAGAUUGAGCAGGCAGUGAGGCCCUUGAUGGCUGAAGGGAUUACGCAAGCUAGUCCUCAUAAUACAAGAUACCCAACAUUGCCAGAACAAGAAGAAGAAUUUUUUGAAGAGGUGCAAUGAAACAAAACCAACAACCUCUGGGCAAUUUUGAAACGUUAUUGAAUCAAACUUGAAUUGGUGGACUGCAAGGUUUGGAGAAUCAAAUUCCACUCCUGUAAUGGCCGUGCAACUUGGUGCCCUGUUUCCAGUGCGAACUAUGAACAAGCUGAGAUAGAUAAUUAAUUCAUCCUUUUUGACUAGGAAAUUUAAUGGAAUUAGAUGAAGUAGGAUGUGUGUAGUUUUUGGUGUGUAUCUGCAGUGCUUUUUUCUUGUAAUAUGAAAUUUAUUUAUUUUUCUUACUUUUAAGCUAAAUCCUUUUAAAUUAAAUCCUGCUUUUUCUUCAA